AUAGAACCAACCAUCACUCACGAUAUUUUUCUAACGACUAACGCGACUCGACUCGACUCGACCCUGUUUCAGAUCCGUUACGAGCCACGUUCUUGACUUAAUACGCUAGCAACUAUUUCGAAUUUCUAAUCAGCUGAACUUAAACAUCCGCCCAUUCUGGCUGGGAUACUCUGGAAGGGUUCGCCGGACGCUCAGAAACAGAGCUCCUCGCGGCCGAAGAAUACCAUGACUCAACCAUCUACACAACCUCAGCUUACUCCACAGUUCUGUUUCUCGUAUGGCACUUUGCGAGACUUUCUUCGACUUUCAAGAUCUUCCAUCGAUGAUUCAAUCACACAGAAUCUGAAUGCGCUUGUGACGCCGUCUCGAUCCGGAUUUGACCCCUCGUCCACCUCGCAACGCGUACCAAGGCCAACUUCAAAACAGAUUGACCCUCAGUCAUGCUUAGAUUUCAAGGAGAGAGUGCUAUUUCCUUCAUGGGAGACCCGGACUGAAGUAUUAAAUUACUGCGCUCUUGUAGCGGCAAGCCCGGACCCUGAUGACCCGGACCGAACCAUCAGGGAACUAGAGAAAGAACAAGACCGCGAUAGAACAGUCGAUGAACGAUUAGAUCCGUAUUCAGGUAGAUUCUUCCCACGUGAAGCACGUACCGAGCGCCUAGCUUCGCUUGUAAGACAAGAGAGGGGCGUAGAGGGUAUCGUACGACAUAGAACGUGGGAGGUCGUACAGCAACGAUGCGGAGGCGACCCUUUUGAAAGCUGGGAGGACACAAUCAUCAAAUGGAGGAAGGCCCAAAACUUGAAAACGAAUGUAUAAUUUAUGAUAUCACGAAACGACCACUCAGAUCCUCCAAAGACCAUUGGAGUUCGAAAUUUACAAGAGAAGGACUGUAGGAUAGGGACUUGCUGUACGAUAUUGACGCCUCUUGUAUAACAGUAACAUACAAUCUUCAAAGA
Molecule: messenger RNA, 956 nt
Organism: Fusarium oxysporum Fo47
Lineage: Eukaryota; Fungi; Ascomycota; Sordariomycetes; Hypocreales; Nectriaceae
Product: caffeine-induced death protein 2
Exons: 2
Coding region: 226-816 (196 amino acids)
Cellular component (GO): mitochondrion; mitochondrial intermembrane space
Source: RefSeq, a predicted model, not a curated record